Symbiodinium sp. CCMP2592 is the source of this 2178-nucleotide messenger RNA. Lineage: Eukaryota; Dinophyceae; Suessiales; Symbiodiniaceae. The record is from the annotation of a GenBank genome assembly.
AUGCUCUCAUAUCACGCCUUUGAAGAUGAGACUAUGCACUUUCGCUUGCAACAGGCCCAGCAACAUCGCAAUCGACUGGCUCGUACUCUACAAGGCCGCGGUGGGCUACGGCUUGAACAGCGUAGACGCAUUUGGCUGGUAUGUGUUCAGACCUCUCAACUUUAUGGCCUCAGUGCGGUAGGUAUCACCGAAGCGGGCUACAAUCUGUUGCGCAUUCAGACGAUGAAGCAUGUUCGAGCCUUUGCAAAAUCUCCGCGGCACCUUACCCAGGAAUCCGAUCGCUCUCUUUUGGACAGGCUUGGACUCUGUGCUCCCUUGCAGACGUUGAUGCAACAGGUGGAUGGGAUUUAUCACCGUUUGGAGCAGCCUGAAUUCAGCACGCUUCCUUGUUAUGACAAUGCAGGCCUGCUGGGAUGGUUCCGGGGUAUACGAGACGACCUGCGACUGCUUGCGACCAAGACUCUGGGAGACAGCGUUACAUCGGAACCCCCGCCGGAAGCCGGUGUGCAGGAUGUGCCGACUGGGAUGGUGUUCGACCCGCCGGUCCUGCCAGCGACUGAGGGUACCACGACGGUAAAGACUCAUGAGGGACGUGCGCACAAAAAGUUCGCUCCCAAGCGCGUAGUUGCUGACAUUGUCUCCUACUCUUUGAACGGUCUUCCUACGUGCAAGCUUUGUCGCGCAUCUUUUGCGUGCUGGACUGGUCUUCGCAGACACAUUGAGGAAAAUCGCUGUCCUGGUCUUCGGGAGGAACCGGUGCCUGUGUCGCCAGUGCACGAUGCCGCCGAUGUUUCUGGCCCACGGCCGUCUCAGGCGACUGCCACAGCCACCGCUCUGGAUGUGGCCGAUGCUGCACAGCCGACUACAGAAGGUUCGUUGAUGGCAACGGGUUCUGUUGCAGCCUCUACUUCUUCGGGUCCUUGGGACUCGGGUCCCGCACAGGCCUUCGAGUCUGAGCCCAACCACGCCAAGCCCUCCUCUGAGGGCGCCGAUUGCAGUUCAUGGAAGCAGGAUGCUCUUGUUUCGGCGAGCGUUCUUCGACCUGCAAUCCAGUGGGACACCGUUUUGAGUAUUAGGCCUCCUCGUUGGGAAAGCAUAGUCCGUGUGCCCGGAAUCAUCUCCAAUCUUCAAUCUUACUGCGGAGUCUGCGGGAAGUGGAUAGCAGAGAAAAAGGGGAUGAAGCGCCAUUGGCAGAAGUCACACCCUGAGCUUUGGAAUUCACACUAUCCGCUGGUGCUCCAUUGGUGCAAACACUGGGCCAAGUCGGCGGACGCGGACGGCCAACUACGCUCUCUUUUCGGCCUGAUGCCGGCGCUCCAGGCUCAACAGGCUCAGGAGACCGGCAACAGCAUGGACGUGGACAGAACAUCCACCAAACGGAAGGAUCCAGCCACGAACACAACACGCCAAGGCUCGCAGAAGGGCAAAGGCAAAGGGGGGCGCGGCAAGUACGGGAGGGGAGGCAUUGCCUCCCACCAGAAGCCAUCGGGGGAUUCAGAAGACUCUUCGGACUUGCGCAGUCUGAUCCAGCACAUGGGGCGGAUGGUACUGCAGCAAGCGGAAGCGACCAACCGCAUUUGCUUGGACUCGGGGUUCCUGCUUGUGCUUCAGACACCGCCCCAUCCCGGCAGUGUGACGCGGGCCCUAUGCCAGGUGGGCGAUGCUUGGAAGCUGAAGGCCAAAGAGGCUCCGACAACUCUAACAAUGUCGCUGAAGAUGGAGAUCCUCGAAUGUCUCUUUCGGGAAUUGGUUGCUCGGGCGAAUAUGACCAUGAAUACACCCGAAGCCAAGACAGAGGCCCAAAGAUUGGGUCUUCUCAAGGAGGACUGUUGGACAUAUCGUCAAUGGAACCCGGCCAAAAGCGAGAAUCAGACCACAAUGAGCAAGCCUGUUUCCCAUCAGGAGUUCUGUCAGGGGGUCGAGGACUUUCUGGCUCACAUCCAGAAGUGCGAUGGUCUCACCAGGUUCAAGGCCCUGCAGGAGCUUACCCCCGAGACCACGAAUGCGGCCGUUCCGUUCCUUCUGGAUGUGAGUUUCCGGCAGGAUCAGAUUCAUGCCACGCUGGUGCGAUGGAUAGGCCUCAGCCCCUUCGAAUUGAUUGGGGCCAGGAUGCGACAGGUUCACGCCAAGGCCUCGCCUCAGCAGACCAAAUUGUACGAAAUGCUGCGCAACAUGUGA